CCCUAAAGAGCAGUCUGUAGGCUACUCGAAGAACGAACUACUUCAAAAACCCAAGAAAACUUUGGGACAUAAAUUCAUCUGAAGUUUUGAGCUCAUGGCAGAAAUAACACAGAGGGGGAAUAAACAAGAUGAACUGAAGUAAUUUUGGAAACAAAGAAUUACUCUGAAAAUAAAGAAGAAGCUACUAUUUUUUAUGACCUAUUGUAUCAGUCAAACUUUUUUUUUACUGAAGUAAUUUUGGAAACAAAGAAUUACUCUGAAAAUAAAGAAGAAGCUACUAUUUUUUAUGACCCAUUGUAUCAGUCAUACUUUUUUUUAAACGGGAAUCUGUAGAAAUGAGACACGUCGUCUGAGCCAAAAGAAGACCCGCGGAAGUUACCCAAACUAAAGUAUUGACAUUUAAAGAUUGCCAGCAAUAAUAUCGACAAGCCACGCUGCGGCGAUGGAUUCAGGCGGCAAGUAGUAAAAGGAAGAGACGUGACUCAUCUGGUCUCUGAUAUGGCUGACUCUUACCGCUGAUCCUGUGUGAGCUGUGUGAUUUCCUGGCGCUCAGCUGGAAAGCUAUGUCAUGGACGUGAUGGGAAUGGUCCUGUUCUGUUCCCACAGAUACCAGGACUGCAGAUGGCCAGGGGCGGUCCGAAAAGGGGAAUACUCACACAAGUAACCUUCCAGUUGAUGCUGACAGUAGGAGCAGCGGUGAUUGGCUCACUGCAGUUCGGUUACAACACAGGUGUCAUCAACGCCCCUCAGAAGGUUAUUGAGAGGUUCCUCAAUGAGACAUGGUUCGACCGCUACCAGGAGCCCAUCACCAAGACCUCCCUCACCACCCUGUGGUCAGUCUCCGUCGCCAUCUUCUCUGUCGGCGGUAUCUUCGGCUCCUUCUCCGUGGGCCUGUUUGUCAACCGCUUUGGCAGGAGGAACUCCAUGCUCAUGGCCAACGUGCUGGCCUUUGUCUCCGCUGCUCUCAUGGGCUUCUCUAAGAUGGGUGGCUCAUGGGAGAUGCUGAUCAUCGGGCGCUUCGUGGUGGGACUUUACUCCGGCCUCUCAACUGGCUUUGUACCCAUGUACGUGGGUGAGGUGGCCCCCACUGCCCUUCGAGGAGCCCUGGGUACCCUCCACCAGCUGGGCAUUGUCACGGGCAUCCUGAUGGCACAGGUGUUUGGCAUGGAGGCCUUAAUGGGGAACGCGUCUCUGUGGCCCUUCCUGCUGGGCUUCACCUUCAUCCCAGCCCUGGCGCAGUGUGCCCUGUUGCCCUUCUGCCCUGAGAGCCCCCGCUUCCUCCUCAUCAACCGCAACGAGGAGAACAAGGCCAAAACUGUCCUGAAGAAGCUGCGUGGGACCACAGACGUAAGUGCAGACAUGCAGGAGAUGAAGGAGGAGGCCAGGCAGAUGAUGAGGGAGAAGAAGGUGACCAUCCUAGAGCUGUUCCGCUCGCCACUCUACCGCCAGCCCAUCUUCAUCGCUAUCAUGCUCCAGCUCUCCCAGCAGCUUUCUGGCAUCAACGCUGUUUUCUACUACUCUACCCGUAUCUUUGAGAAGGCCGGAGUUGCUCAGCCUGUUUAUGCUACAAUUGGUGCCGGUGUGGUCAACACGGCCUUCACUGUGGUGUCGCUGUUUGUGGUGGAGCGUGCUGGACGCAGGUCUCUCCAUCUGCUGGGGCUGAUAGGAAUGGCAGGCGCUGCCGUCCUGAUGACCAUCGCUCUGGCUCUGCUGGACAAGCUGCCAUGGAUGUCCUACGUGAGUAUUGUGGCCAUCUUUGCCUUUGUGGCGUUCUUUGAGAUCGGCCCGGGUCCCAUCCCCUGGUUCAUUGUGGCUGAGCUGUUCUCCCAGGGUCCCCGGCCCUCGGCUUUCGCUGUGGCUGGCUUCUCCAACUGGACUGCCAACUUCAUAGUGGGCAUGGCCUUCCAGUAUGUAGAGGAGUUGUGUGGCCCUUAUGUCUUUGUCAUCUUCACCAUACUGCUGCUCAGCUUCUUCAUCUUCACCUACUUCAAGGUGCCUGAGACCAAGGGCCGGACGUUUGAUGAGAUCUCAGCCGGGUUCCGCCAGUCGGCUGGCACUGGUGGAGAGAAGCACUCGCCAGAGGAGCUCAACAGCCUGGGGGCUGACUCUCAGCUCUAAGCAUCUGUCCCUCCCCUCUCCUCUCGUUCCACUCCCGCUGAUGAGGCCCGGCCCUGAACCCUCUCUGGCCACCCCACCCUGAGGGGACCACUCACUAACUGCGUGCAAACUGACUACUAAACUGACACACUGGUUGUCAUUACAUUUCAAGCAUCUUCACCAAGCAGAGAACAGAUGCCCCGAUCGCCCCUCCCGAUCCCCUGUCUCAACGUCUCUAGCUCCUUUCUCUUCUUAUCACAACACUAACUUGGUGGGAGCAGGGACAUGGGUGGCAGAAGGUGGGUUGGAAUGGUAGAUGUUUAGUAGAACGAAAAGGGGGGUCUUCAAUUAUACAACGGUCACCGCCAAGUUACUUUUAUUUUAUUUUCUCUUAUUUUGUCUGUUGCCUUAAUCAUUUUGUCAGUUUAGAUAUCCAUGAGUAUGUCUCUUAUGUAGGUCUCAGUACUUCUCAUUGAAGUAAGGGAUGAUUUUAAAGUUCAGAAUUUGUGUUUUUGUUCCCUUUGUUACUUGAUGAAACAGAGCAUAAUGUGUAGCAACACUGUAGCCACAGCAAAUUUGAGCAGUUGUUGUGGAAUUGAAAUAUGACAUUUGUACUGUUUUCCAACAGGGGGAGCAGUACCCUCAAUGAAAGGCCUUCUACUGUAUCGUACCACAACUUGACUUGCUUUGCCAGUCCAGAGACUAAACCACAGCGAAUCGUUAUUGUGUUCCACAUAGGCGAUGUCUGAGGCUACAUAUAACAAUAUGUAUCUUUGUUACACAGACCCUCUGUUUAUGACCUAAAUGAUUUACUGGAUCAAUCAAGACCCUCAAGACAUUGUAUGCCAUGUAAAUAUUUUUUUUACCAACUCAUUUUUAACUUCUGUCCAGAUAGAAUUUUGAUUAUUUUAGAAAUAUUUGUUUCUUAUGGAAAAAUAAAUCAAAUCAUAAAGAGUCAUUUUUUAAUGAGGUUUAUUUCUUAGUGAAUUACAGCACUGUUACAAAAAUGUUAUCAAACAUUGGGUGCAAACUUUUUGGCUGUAAGUACUGUAUGUGUACAUGUAAUAUUUAAUUCCCAAGCAAUACCCAUGAGCAUUAAUUUUACACUAUGAAAUCAUAGGACUAGUUGAAAUAUUUUCUACUCCGACACUAGUGAUGGUAGUUGGCGCCUUGAAUAUGACAGGAGAUUUGAUCAUUGGAAUCACUCAUCUGCUUCUUCAUAAGAGCAAACUGUUGAAAAGCAACGUACGCCUGUUUCACUGCAUGCUAAUAUGAGCGUAACCCCCCGCUAAAACUAAACUGAAGUCCCUCACAACAGGCUUCCUUUCAAACAGGGUCUAGUAUGUAAUGUGGCUUCCAGCCGUACCACGGUCUGCUUCAUCCUGAAUGUGCUUUUACACCCUUUGGGGUCAGACUCACAACUAAUGAUCAAUUUUUCUAGAAAAGUUGUGAUUUUUGUUAUUGUAACACCACAAUGCCUUUGCAUAGUUCAGCACUGUAGGGGCUGUUAUAUUGUUCAGUUAUGUUUUGUGACACAUAGCUGACAACCCUGUAUAGUUGGCUGAUUCAGGCGACUCCACCUCUUGAUGUAGAGGUUCCUGUCUAUGACUGCUGUGCCACUUCAAUAAGUUUUCCUUUCAUUUUAUAAGGCAUUUUGAGAAGUGUUUUUAGCGGCAUUUUUUCAUCCACAAUGUUGGUUGUUUUGUCACAAAAAAAUCUUACGUAAUAGUAGUUGGAGUAUUUCUCAAAAUGUUCUACAAAAUGUCGAACCCCGUUAUGUUACUGAAAAGAGAUUGGGUUAGAUGUCAUUGUUUUGUUUUUUAACUACAUGAUUAGCCUAACCUAUCCGUACAUUCACAGGUCUUUGUUAUUUGAAAUCAAAAGGUAGGCAGAAUAUGUUUUACAAUCUAAUAUAGGCUAAUCCAGCGAGUCUAAAGUGAAUAUGGUUUUAAAGUGGUUUAAAUGGUUUUCGUAAUGGCCCUUGACCCAAACAGAACUCCACAAGAAACAUCCAUUGUAAUCAUUCCAUGAUGACUUUGUGUGCAUUCACAUGCAUGCAAAUAUAUGUAUGCGUCUUUGAAAUGAUAUGGGACUCUUUAGUACAGUCUCCUCCACAAACAAUCUGUCGGUUAAACACUGCAACCUCCUUGACUGUAAGUCGCCCUAAGUCAUCAAAUGUCAGGAUCAAUGUUGGCACCAAAGACUUGGCAUAUGUCGGAUUGAACUCCGACCCUGUGAUGGAGAGAAAAAGAUGCACUUAUGGACUGAAAUCAAAUGCAAUGUACUUUGUGUGUUUGGUUUUUAGACAAUUAUGUUUGGGCAUUUUAUAAACACAUUUAUUAACACAUGAUGUAUGCAUAAAACAGGUGAAGAAAUCCAUCACUGCACAUAAUGAGGCCACACGACUUUUAAUGUAAAUACAAUAGAUAGUAGAGAAUCCAAAUAUAUAAAUAUUUUAUUUGAGUUACUACUCGUAUCGGUAGUUGUACAUCUAUUUUUGCAUAAUAAGCACACCUGCCUUUAUUUUCUCUGAUUUGCUCUCUGAAGAAAUAUUGUUUGAGAUAACUAUUAACACAAUCUUAUUUCAGCUUUGUACAUGAACCAUUGAAUGAUAUAUACUAUUUAUUAGAUGUCUAAUUUAUUAGAUGUUUUUAUUUUCUCAAUUUUAGUGCAGUAUUAAUUCACAUUUUGUAAAAGCACCUGUGUGUAUGUUGGGUGGAUAUGAACCUCCAACAGAACAAUCUUUUGUAAAACAGUGUGCUAUGAUGUCAGUGUCCUGAUGGUUUUCUUUUGUAAGAUGUGUGGUUGGAUUUUUUUAUCAAUAAAAUUAAACAAGCAUACAGGGAAA
Oncorhynchus nerka (sockeye salmon) is the source of this 4945-nucleotide messenger RNA. RefSeq names its product solute carrier family 2, facilitated glucose transporter member 1-like. Gene Ontology annotation, cellular component: basolateral plasma membrane; plasma membrane; apical plasma membrane. The record is from RefSeq and is a predicted model, not a curated record. Gene Ontology annotation, biological process: dehydroascorbic acid transport; response to insulin. Lineage: Eukaryota; Metazoa; Chordata; Actinopteri; Salmoniformes; Salmonidae. The coding region runs from base 622 to 2118 and encodes 498 amino acids. Gene Ontology annotation, molecular function: D-glucose transmembrane transporter activity. The transcript has 12 exons.